GAAGAUAGAAACAUACACUAUAGUAUUGGAAAAUGACCGGCGAAAAAAUACUCGCCUUUUCUUUGAUAAUUUUGAAUUUUGUGUCUGUCUAUGGUCUGUACGCAGAUCAGGCUGGUAAAUUUGAUUGGAGACAGCAGUAUGUCGGACAUAUUGACCAUCUGUUUUGGGACCAGUCCGUUACUUUGGGUAAAAGGAUUCUAGUGGCAACGGACCAACAUUUAGUUGCAGCUAUCCAUAGCCAUAACGGAAGCAUUGCAUGGAGAAAAAUACAGGAAGAUGAUAACAGAGGAGUAAUAGAUGCAAUUGACCAUCAAAAUAACGCUUUAGUAACAGUCAACGGAGGGGGAAGAUUUGUCAGGAGCUGGCAACCAAGCAGUGGCUCCCUCUACUGGGAAGUUGAACUUUUCAAAUCUAGUGACUCGAGCACAAGAGGAGACAUAAGGAUCUACAGUAAAGAUGAGGUGUUGGCACUGUCACCAACAGCAGUGCACAAACUUAACCUACACAACGGCAAGGAGAAGUGGGCACUGCAGCUACCAGCAAAGGACAAUGUGGUAUUUGGAAGACUGGUUUUACAUGGGAGCAACCUAUAUGUAGUCGGACGAUCGGCUGGGGCUCACGUUAUGGUGAUUUCUUCAGACAGUGAGGGGACCCUAAAGCAACAGCGAUCUGUACCCGCCGCCUGGAUAAAGGAAGAGACAGAUUGUGAAACUCUAGAUGAGGGAGUCCUGCUGUGUUACGAUGACGUUUCAUCCAACUUACAACUACUAAACUUGGAAUCUGGCCAGCUGUUUGUAGAGGUUCAGUUACAGGAGCUUGGAUUAUCAGCUGAAGGAAAAGCUAUGUCGUUGGAGAAGCUCCGCCUCCAUACUUCUGAUCAUGCCAAAUCUCAUCUGCUUCUCCGUAUCGGAGGUAACCACAUGGCUAUCCUCAAAGUCAGCAAAGAUCGCGUUCAGGUGGUGAAGGAUCUGCCCAAGGUAUCAGCUGCCUAUGUGACUAAAGUUGAGGACCUGGACAUUCUGUUGACACUCCAGAGAGUAUCCAAACAGAGUGUACUACUUGUUGGAUAUGAUCUGGCCUCAGGAGGAGAGAUAACAGAAUUAUCCCAAAGUAUCACCCUUCCUGCCAGCCAUGGUCUACCUACAAAGCUGGACGCUGUGGUGGUGAAGAAGAAUGGUCGCUUGGCAUACAAGGCUUUGGUGCGAUCUGAGGAUCAGUCCCUUCAGCUGGUCCAAAAGUCAGGACGAGUUUCCUGGAAGAGAGAGGAAGCUCUGGCAUCUGUACUAUCUGUAGAGAUGGUGGAUUUCCCAGUGUCUGAAAACCAGGCUAAGUACGAGGACGAGUUUGGUGCUCAGAAAGAGGAUGUUGUCAGCAUGUUUGUCAAGAGAUUUGCUACACAGUUUCAACAGUUAAAGAACCUGGUCAUCCAUCAGCUACAAAAGCUGCAGGGCCAUCGCCAUCACAGUGUCCUGGAGGCUGACGCUUUGGAAGAGGACGAGGAGGAGGAGGAACUGACACGUGACGAGUUCAACAUCAAUAAAAUGAUCGUAGUGGUCACCGGAGCUGGCAAGAUCUUCGGUUUGAGAAGUACUAACGGCCAUGUCCAGUGGUCUGUGUACCUGCCUGAAUUGGUCGCCUUCAGAACCAAUGACAAGGACAAUAUAAUGUUGUUUGUACAGAGGACCACCGCCCAUUUCCCCAACCCUCCCCAGUGUGUCAUCAUAGGCAAGAACAAGCUUACUGGUCAGGGUCUGCUUUAUGCAUUUAACCCUAUCAGUGGUCAGCCUGUUGGAGAUGUCCCGUACGGGGGACUGAGCCUCGGCUACAAUGUCAAACAGGCCUACAUGAUUGGUGAAGUGGACGACCACUUCCUUCGUGGCAUUAUCUUCCUGGAUGAUAAUCACCAGAUCCAUACCUACCCAGAGACCUUCAUGUCUGUAGCCAUGGACGUCCUACCCAGUCUCUUUAUGUAUGUAGCUGACACCCAGACAGGCUUUCUGAAGGGCUUUAAGGCCAAGCUACAUGAUAAGGAUAUCAUAGCUGACAAUGUGUGGACUAUCAACCUCCAGAAAAAACAACAGAUCAUCACCAAUGUAGUGGGCAAGAGAGUUUUAGAACAAGUACACUCUCAGGGUCGUGUAUUGGGAGACAGGAGUGUAUUGUAUAAGUACAUGAAUCCCAACCUGGUUGUCGUAACGACGGAAGGAGAGGAAGCUUCCAGUCUGACUAAGGGUUCCAACAAUUUUGUGAAUAUCUACCUGAUUGACAGUAUCACUGGUCACAUUGUGUUCCACGCCAGUCACAGGAAAACAAAAGGACCAGUCAACGUGGUACAUGUGGAGAACUGGGUGGUGUAUGAUUACUUCAACCAGAAGGCCCGUCGUCAUGAGAUUGCAGUAAUUGAGUUAUUCGAGGGAAAAGAGCAAGGCAACUCCUCGGCUUUCUCCUCCUUCACGGCCCCUAGGGAGCCCCUUGUUCUACGUCAGUCCUACAUUAUGCCAGUCCACAUCACAACUAUGGACGUCACUGUCACAGAGAAAGGCAUCACCAGUCGCAGUCUUCUGUUUGCAAUGACAGCAGGAAAGAUUUUGUCCCUACCCAAAGCACUUCUGGAUCCUCGACGACCAGUUAUUCCAUCUCAGGAAACCAUGGAGGAAGGUACCAUACCCUACAUCCCCGAGAUCCCCAUCUCUACAGAGAUGAUGGUGAACUAUUACAACAGUGUGGACAAGAUCAAGGGAAUACACAGCUCUCCUGCUGGACUGGAGUCGACCUCUCUCGUAUUUGUGUAUGGACUAGAUCUGUUUUACACCCGAGUGACUCCCUCCAGGAUGUUUGAUGUUCUCAAAGAAGAUUUUGACUUUUAUUUUAUAUCCCUUGUCCUUCUAGGGAUGUUUCUAGUCACAUUUUUCACACAAAAAUUAGCCUCCAGAAAAGCUCUAAGUCGUGCCUGGAAAUAAUGAUCUCAUAGAUAGAUAAGGCUUGUAAAAUCAAAUUUAAUUAAGAACAGAAGGAACAAAAAAAAUCUCUCUUUUUUUCCUUUAUCAUUCACUCUCCAAGGAUUAUUCUUACAUAUUAAGAUAUCAUGCUUUGUCAUCUUUCAGAAUAGAAUCUUUAAAUUUUAUUCUCAUACUAUUUUUGGCCUGUAUGUUUUAGACUCAAUUCCUGUCUCAAGGAUGUAAUUAAAUGUUUUAACAGGCCUGAGAGUGACCUGAAUAGUUGAACAUAGAACUUUUAUCACAGAUAAACUAAGGUUAUAUGGGUGACCUGACUUAACAUCUGGCAGAAGUCAUAGUAAAAAUUAAGCUCUAAAGGAUGACAAAUAUGUGAAUACUGUAUACAGAGAAAUAUUCGCUCAGUCAAACUUUCCCCUUCUGCUGGUAAAAUCCAUAAUCGCCCCCUGUUAUUUCACCCUUCACAUUUAAUAAGUAUGCAUGUUAUCGGUAUGUUUUUUAUUAUGUCUCCCUCGAUGAUAAAUUUG
Messenger RNA from Mizuhopecten yessoensis (Yesso scallop), 3481 nucleotides. Its product is annotated as ER membrane protein complex subunit 1-like. The transcript is spliced from 25 exons. Gene Ontology annotation, biological process: protein folding in endoplasmic reticulum. Gene Ontology annotation, cellular component: EMC complex. Gene Ontology annotation, molecular function: protein binding. The record is from RefSeq and is a predicted model, not a curated record. The coding region runs from base 33 to 2960 and encodes 975 amino acids. NCBI's taxonomy places the organism in Eukaryota, Metazoa, Mollusca, Bivalvia, Pectinida, Pectinidae.